AUGAGCGGGGGCCGCUUUGACUUUGACGAUGGUGGAGCGUACUGUGGGGGCUGGGAGGGGGGAAAGGCACAUGGGCACGGACUGUGCACUGGCCCCAAGGGCCAGGGUGAAUACUCGGGUUCCUGGAAUUUUGGCUUUGAAGUGGCAGGUGUCUACACCUGGCCCAGUGGGAAUACCUUUGAGGGAUACUGGAGCCAGGGCAAACGACAUGGGCUUGGCAUAGAGACCAAGGGGCGCUGGCUCUACAAGGGGGAGUGGACGCAUGGCUUCAAGGGGCGCUAUGGAAUCCGGCAGAGCUCAAGCAGCGGUGCCAAGUACGAGGGCACUUGGAACAAUGGCCUACAGGACGGCUAUGGCACCGAGACCUACGCAGAUGGAGGGACCUACCAAGGUCAGUUCACCAACGGCAUGCGGCAUGGCUACGGCGUGCGCCAAAGUGUGCCCUAUGGUAUGGCGGUGGUGGUGCGCUCUCCGCUGCGCACAUCGCUGUCUUCGUUGCGCAGCGAGCACAGCAAUGGCACGGUGGCUCCGGACUCGCCCGCCGCGGACGGGCCAGUGCUGCCCUCGCCCCCGGUACCGCGCGGUGGCUUUGCGCUCAGCCUGCUAGCCACCGCCGAGGGUGCGCGUCCCCCGGGGCUGUUCACACGUGGAGCGCUACUGGGUCGGCUGCGACGCUCAGAGUCGCGCACAUCCCUGGGCAGCCAGCGCAGUCGCUUGAGCUUCCUUAAGAGCGAGCUGAGCUCAGGCGCCAGCGACGCCGCGUCCACCGGCAGCCUGGCCGAGGGCGCCGAGGGUCCCGACGAUGCGGCCGCGCCCUUUGAUGCCGACAUCGACGCCACCACCACCGAGACCUACAUGGGCGAGUGGAAGAACGACAAGCGCUCAGGCUUUGGCGUGAGCGAGCGCUCCAGUGGCUUGCGCUACGAGGGCGAGUGGCUGGACAACCUGCGCCACGGCUAUGGCCGCACCACGCUGCCCGAUGGCCACCGCGAGGAGGGCAAGUACCGCCACAACGUGCUGGUCAAGGGCACCAAGCGCCGCGUGCUGCAGCUCAAGAGCAACAAGGUACGCCAGAAGGUGGAGCAUGGCGUUGAGGGCGCACAGCGUGCAGCUGCCAUCGCUCGCCAGAAGGCUGAGAUCGCGGCUUCUAGGACAAGCCACGCCAAAGCCAAGGCUGAGGCCUCAGAACAGGCUGCCCUGGCUGCCAACCAGGAAUCCAACAUUGCCCGCACAUUGGCCAAGGAGCUGGCCCCAGACUUCUACCAGCCAGGUCCAGAGUAUCAGAAGCGUCGGUUGCUCCAGGAGAUCCUGGAGAACUCGCAGAGCCUGCUGGAGCCCCCAGAGCGGGGUGCGGGCGCCGGCCUCCCGGAGCGGCCCCGGGAGAGCCCGCAGCUGCACGAACGCGAGACCCCGCAGCCCCAGGGCGGACCUCCGUCUCCGGCCGGGACGCCCCCACAACCCAAGAGGCCCCGACCCGGGGCGUCCAAGGACGGCCUGCUGAGUCCGGGCGCCUGGAACGGCGAGCCCGGUGGAGAGGGCAGCCGGCCCGUAACGCCAUCCGAUGGCGCCGGCCGUCGCAGCCCUGCACGUCCAGCCUCGGAGCACAUGGCCAUUGAGGCGCUGCAGCCGCCGCCCGCGCCGUCGCGGGAACCGGAGGUGGCGAUGUACCGCGGCUACCACAGCUAUGCCGUGCGCACCGGGCCUCCCGAGCCCCCGCCCUUGGAGGACGAGCCAGAGCCAGAGCCCGAGGUCUCCAGAUCCAACUCAGCGCCCCCGUCCCCUGCCUCCGCCACCGCCCCGGAGGAGCAGCCCCCUGCACCGCGAAGUCCGGUGCCCGCCACAACCGCCACUCUGGAGCCCAAGCCCAUUGUCCCUAAAGCCGAGCCCAGGGCCAAGGCGCGCAAGACAGAGGCCAGAGGACUGAGCAAGGUCAAGAAGAAGGGUCGUAAAGAGGUGGCGCUGGCGGCAGAGGCCGAGGUGGAGGUAGAGGAGGUACCCAACACUGUCCUCAUCUGUAUGGUGAUCCUGCUGAAUAUUGGCCUGGCUAUCCUGUUUGUUCACCUCCUGACUUGACUCUCAUCUACCAGAGCCAGGAGUUCCACUGAGGAUGCCCGGAUCUGUCUUUCUGCAGUGCCAUGCAGGUGUCCCAGGAGUUCUGGACUGUGGACCUGAAGCCU
Arvicola amphibius (Eurasian water vole) is the source of this 2177-nucleotide messenger RNA. It is a transcript of the gene Jph2, whose product is annotated as junctophilin 2. Gene Ontology annotation, cellular component: junctional membrane complex; sarcoplasmic reticulum; endoplasmic reticulum membrane. The transcript is spliced from 6 exons. Bases 1 to 2073 code for a protein of 690 amino acids. The record is from RefSeq and is a predicted model, not a curated record. Lineage: Eukaryota; Metazoa; Chordata; Mammalia; Rodentia; Cricetidae.